UUCUCUUAUGAGAGAGUAGCAUCUAUAAAAUGGCGGGCGAGCAAUUCAGGCCGUUGAUUUCAUCGCCUCUCUCUGCUUCUUAUUUCUGUUCGUUGUGGGCGUUUGGAGAUGGGAUUUGUAGGGGAAUGGGCAAUGGCUGAUUUCAUAAAAGAGGCUGGUGGGUGGGCCGUGAUCGACGGUGGCCUCGCUACGGAGCUGGAGCGGUAUGGAGCCGACCUCAACGACCCUCUCUGGAGCGCUACAUGCCUCAUCAGCUCCCCUCACCUCAUCCGUCAGGUUCACCUAGAUUACCUUGAAGCUGGCGCAGAGAUCAUUAUCACAGCAUCUUAUCAGGCUACAAUUCAGGGUUUCCAGUCUAAAGGCUUGUCUAGGGAAGAAAGUGAAGCUUUACUGCAGAGAAGUGUUGAGGUUGCACGUGAAGCACGCAAUAUAUUUUGGGAGAGAUGUGAAGAAGGACCACAUGAUGGCCCUGCGGAUGGAAAAGUCUCCAAACGUCGUCGUAUAUUAGUUGCCGCUUCAAUAGGAAGCUAUGGGGCAUAUUUAGCCGAUGGUUCUGAGUACAGUGGGAACUACGGUGACACAGUUACAUUGGCAACUUUGAAAGAUUUUCAUAGGAGAAGAGUCCAGGUUCUUGCAGAGUCAGGUGCUGAUCUGAUUGCCUUUGAAACGAUUCCAAACAAGAUCGAAGCUCAGGCAUAUGUUGAGCUUCUUGAAGAAAAUGACAUAAAGAUUCCUGCGUGGUUUUCUUUCAAUUCGAAUGAUGGUGUUAAUGUGGUUAGUGGAGAUUCAUUGCCUGAGUGUGCCUCCAUUGCUGACUCAUGUAAGAAGGUCGUCGCCGUUGGAAUCAACUGCACCUCUCCUAGAUUUAUCCAUGGAAUGAUUCUCUCCAUUAAGAAGGUCACAGACAAACCAAUCCUCAUAUACCCAAAUAGUGGGGAGACGUACGAUGCAGAUAGGAAGGAGUGGGUGGGCUCUAAGAUUCACUUCAGUGCUCGACUCUGCCAAACUGAUACAACUUGCCAAGUCUGGCAUCUACGGAGGUUUCGGAUGAAGAUUUCAUUUCUUAUGUCAGCAAAUGGCGCGAAGUUGGAGCUUCCCUCAUAGGAGGCUGUUGCAGAACGACUCCAAAUACUAUCCGUGCAAUAUCAAGGACUCUGCGCAAGGAAUCCGUUUUACAAACAUCUCUGCCAUGACUGACUUAAAUUAAGGACUAACUUGGAGAGCUGUAAAUAUCAAUCGAGAAACUCAGAAUGGUUGGUCCAUAUGAAUCUGAAUUUUCGCUCUCUGUUGGUCA
Magnolia sinica is the source of this 1294-nucleotide messenger RNA. RefSeq names its product homocysteine S-methyltransferase 2-like. Gene Ontology annotation, molecular function: zinc ion binding; S-adenosylmethionine-homocysteine S-methyltransferase activity. Bases 109 to 1104 code for a protein of 331 amino acids. The record is from RefSeq and is a predicted model, not a curated record. The transcript has 8 exons. Gene Ontology annotation, biological process: S-methylmethionine cycle. Lineage: Eukaryota; Viridiplantae; Streptophyta; Magnoliopsida; Magnoliales; Magnoliaceae.